Racocetra fulgida is the source of this 244-nucleotide messenger RNA. NCBI's taxonomy places the organism in Eukaryota, Fungi, Glomeromycota, Glomeromycetes, Diversisporales, Gigasporaceae. The record is from the annotation of a GenBank genome assembly.
AUAUGAAGAUGUUUAUAAAGACAUUCAUAAAGAUGUUUAUGAAGCCAUUUAUAAAGAUAUUUAUGAAAACAUUCAUAAAGAUGUUUAUAAAGAUGUUCAUAAAGAUAUUUAUAAAGUUGAUCAGCUGUCCAAUAUAUUAGCUAGACAAAAAUCUAUAAAAAAUUUUAUAGAUGAAUCAAAUGCAAAAAAAUUUAGAGUUAAUAUCAUUAAGCAUACUAAAUCUGCAGAUAAAAAACUAAACUAU